Molecule: messenger RNA, 1737 nt
Organism: Candidozyma auris
Lineage: Eukaryota; Fungi; Ascomycota; Pichiomycetes; Serinales; Metschnikowiaceae
Exons: 1
Coding region: 1-1737 (578 amino acids)
Source: RefSeq, a predicted model, not a curated record
AUGGAUUCGGGGAUAUGUGCACUUUGCCUCGGAGAUAAUACAGACAUCCCGUCUUUCGGAACAAUCAAAGAUGCAGAAAACUUGAUCAUGCCUUGUUCCACUUGUUCCUUGGUGGUACACAAGAUGUGUCUCAUGGAGUGGUUCAACUCACUUCCACCAUCUAAAGUGACCAGAACAUUCAGGGACGAAAACAAUUCAUCUACGCGGCCCCCAGCUUCUACGCCAACCACUGAUAACGAAGGUGCUGUGGGAAUGUUUCCUCCGGAUGUUGAUGAUGAUGAAGGCCCGGGGAUAUUCAACCUAAACUCCCGCUGGGGCAGCCUUCUUGUGCAAUGGGGCACAGACUCGUAUGUCUACACUCCAUCUUCGGCGGAUGCAUCUGCUUUCGGUGAAAAUACCUCCAUCAUGCUUGCAGCUGACUGUCCUCAGUGUAAGAAUAAGAUUGUAUUUAAGAUGUCUCACUCGUCACUUCUUGCCCUCAACAGCUUGGUUCGUACGUCCAUCAAGGACAUGGUGCUGUACCUGGGCGUUUUUAUGGGCAUUUCAGGUGCUGCUAUCGGCAUAGUCACCGUGGGCUACGCUGGACUCACUCGCUGUGGCGUCAACAUGUUGGAGGUGAUGAUUCCUGAGCUGAUUUUGGUAUCUCUUCUUCGGAAAAAACUUCCCAGUCUUCCUAAUUCCAACAUUGGCUCUACUGCUCCCCUGACUGAUCGGAUGGAGUGGGACAUCAAUGUCUUGAGCCAUUUCCGCUUCCAGCUCGUGCCGCUCCUACCACUUGCAUUGUUCCGCAUGCGCUUCUCUUCCAUCUUGAGCUGCAUCUUCAACUCCUCGGCACCUUCCUUGGUAUCAGAUUGCUGCAACGAGUUCCUCGUUUGCCAUUAUGUCUCAUCUUUGGGAAACCAUGUUCUUGCGAGGAACGUGUUCAACAAUUUGACUCGUGGAUUAAUGUCCCUGUGGAAGUCGGGAUCAUUGAAAGCUCUUGGUUGGGCGGGCCUAACCAGGAACAUCAACUGGUGGGACCCAAAUGUCAUGAUCGGCUCUGCAAUUCCCGCCAGGUGGUUAUAUGACAUUUUGUUCCGUCUUACUGUCAACAAGCGUCAUUUUGAUUUGACCAUGGCUGUUCGCCCAAAGAGUAUUGCAAACUCACUAAGCGAAAGUGAGCUUGCUAGAUAUGAGAAUGUGGAGAAUCGCUUAGCAAAGCUUCAGUUUGAACUCCGUGAAAAGAUAAGAAAGGCAAACCAUAAUCCAAAUAUCACAGCAUCCAAGUCUCCAGUGAUGCUGACCCUCAGAAAGAAGAUUAUUGCAUGUCUGCUCAUAUUUAAAGACGAGUUUGCAUGGCGUUGGGUCAAGCUCAAAAUUAAAUCUUGGGUAUUCAAGUCCCUUGCAUGCUUAAAGAAUGACUACUCCUCGUCUCUUCUAAUGAAUCUGAAAGUCGUAACGGGGGUAACUACAUUUUUGUGGCCAUUCCUUGCGGCUGAUGUUGGUAGAUUGGUGCUUGUAUUCCUCCUGAGGUCGUCAUGGACUCUGCAUGUACCCAGGCCUAAAUUGAUACUUUUGGCAAAUCUCAUUGGCAUGUUCGGAGUCUCGAUAAUUAAGGAUAUGUUCCACUUAUACAUGUGCAACCACAAAGCCGGGUAUUUAUCCAACAUGACUAUCUUGACAUCGAGGAACCAAUCUUCUACAACGCCAUCCCGACUGCUGAGUCAUGUGGCUGUUCCUGGUGCUUUUGACCGUUGA